Molecule: messenger RNA, 1212 nt
Organism: Talaromyces amestolkiae
Lineage: Eukaryota; Fungi; Ascomycota; Eurotiomycetes; Eurotiales; Trichocomaceae
Exons: 4
Coding region: 1-1212 (403 amino acids)
Biological process (GO): tubulin complex assembly; post-chaperonin tubulin folding pathway
Cellular component (GO): cytoplasm
Molecular function (GO): tubulin binding
Source: RefSeq, a predicted model, not a curated record
AUGGCGGAUAUCGCAACUCUGACGGAGCGUCUCCCUGCCGAGACCAAGGAGGAGAUUGUAAAGAAUGAUCUCCCUUUGAAAGAUCGCUUUUUCCGCUACUUUCAGCAGGAAAUCACCGCUUUACAAGAACAAAUGGACCGCCUUGCAGACACAUCUCUCGUCGCUGGCGAGCGCUCGGACGCUACUGAUCACUGUCUGGCGGGCAUUGCGCGACUUUCCAACGAGGUCAAGGAUGCGUCAAGCUACAUCCCCACAUACGAUCAACGCAUCUACGCUGAAGCAAUCAAAGCCCUCCAAGAUAAACUCUCCGAAACUCGAGCCGCAGUCCAACCCAGAGCCAAAUUCUCAUUCAAGACAAAGAAGAACCCUUCUGCCAUAUCCCUAUCUGACGCAGCCGAGAUAGCUGCCCAAGGCCGACGCAUAAUUCCGGGUUACUUGUCGCCCGAUGCGUCUUCCGUAGACUCAUCUCGAAACCCUACCCCUCUCUACGCCUCUACCCCAGUCAACGAGAUCGAAACCCUCCAACUCAGACCCGAAAUCGCGCCCACCUCAUCACCCGCCAUCCUCGACGAAGGCAAGGACAGCGCUGCCCUCGAGAAGAAAUCAUACGACAUCCGACGUCCAACAUUCUCAAACCAAUCCUCCGUCUCAGUCGACCAGCACUAUGGCCUACACAUCAUGCUCCCCGCCUCUGCGUCCAGCGCCACGGUCCCCGCAUCAAUCACAUCACUGCGUCACUGCGUAGUCGACAUGUCCAUUCCAACCACAGAUGGAAAACCGUUCGCCAGUCUGACAAUCAAGGGCGUCAAGGAGUCUCUGAUUAUAUGUGGGCAGGUCGACGGGCCCGCACAUAUCACGGGCGUAGAGCACAGCGUCGUCGUGGUCUCAUGUCGGCAAUUCCGAAUGCACAAUUGCACGGAUGUCGAUGUCUAUCUGAGCUGUACCAGUAAUCCCAUCAUCGAGGACUGCACCCGGAUACGUUUCAGUAGGAUUCCAAAGACAUACGCACUAGAGAAAAACCACCCCAACAAAAGCGACAAAUGGGAUCAAGUCGAAGAUUUCAAAUGGAUCAAGCCCGAGCCAAGCCCGAAUUGGAGUGUGCUAGACCCCAACGCAGCAGUCUCGGAUGAGGUGUGGGCUGAGAUGGUCCCCGGUGGACCUUGUUGGUCGCUUGAGGAUAUUUUGAGGGCUACCAAGGUAUUGCGCGAGUAA